UACAUCAACAAUGAAACUCUCUUCUAACGGAGAGUCACGCCUACUUGAACUCCUAUUGGUUAAAACUAUUCUCUUCAUCCUCCUAUUGGAUAAACGUCCUUCUACACGAUGACGAAUGAGGAAAUGGACUGACUCGACCGGAAUGCAGGUUGGAAACAAUUAACAUGGCAGCGACAAAGAAACUGGCAUCUUUCCGGUUGCCUCCGCUGCCCACAGUGGGUGAGCUGAUAAAGCUGUACAACCUGCGGGCUGAGAAGCAGCUGUCCCAGAACUUCCUGCUGGACCUGAGGCUCACCGAUAAGAUUGUUCGUCAGGCGGGCUGUUUAAAUGACGCCCACGUAUGUGAGGUGGGUCCAGGUCCAGGGGGAAUCACUCGCUCCAUCCUCAAUGCUGGAGCUGCAGAUCUGCUUGUUGUGGAAAAAGAUUCACGCUUCAUCCCUGGGCUCAAGCUGCUGUCUGAGGCAGCGCCAGGCAAGCUGAGGAUUGUCCACGGUGACAUCCUCACCUACAGAAUGGAUCGUGGAUUCCCAACGCACAUCUCAAAGGCAUGGGAUCAAGACCCACCAAACCUUCACGUCAUCGGGAAUCUGCCAUUCAGCGUCUCCACCCCCCUCAUCAUCAAGUGGCUGGAAAAUGUUGCAAACAGGACAGGGCCCUUCGCCUUUGGACGCACUCGGCUCACGCUCACUUUCCAGAAAGAGGUGGCAGAGAGGUUGACGGCCAGCACGGGCAGCAGGCAGAGGAGCCGUAUCUCCAUCAUGGCUCAGUAUCUGUGCACUGUUCACAGCUGCUUCACCAUACCUGGGCGGGCCUUCGUCCCCAAGCCAGAGGUAGGACAACGGUCUUUAAUUUAAUUAAUUUGACUCAAACGAUUUUCUCAAAGUUCUCGCUAUAAUAUAGAGUUUUGAGGCAACGCUGAAAUGCAACAUCAACUCACAAGAAAAAAAUGAAUGAAAAAA
Oryzias melastigma (Indian medaka) is the source of this 959-nucleotide messenger RNA. RefSeq names its product dimethyladenosine transferase 1, mitochondrial. NCBI's taxonomy places the organism in Eukaryota, Metazoa, Chordata, Actinopteri, Beloniformes, Adrianichthyidae. Gene Ontology annotation, cellular component: mitochondrial matrix. Bases 165 to 854 code for a protein of 229 amino acids. The record is from RefSeq and is a predicted model, not a curated record. The transcript is spliced from 6 exons. Gene Ontology annotation, molecular function: rRNA (adenine-N6,N6-)-dimethyltransferase activity; mitochondrial transcription factor activity. Gene Ontology annotation, biological process: transcription initiation at mitochondrial promoter; rRNA methylation.